CAGAACGAUAUGAGCGCAAUGACAUCUGCACAGUUCGCCUUCUAUCUGACAUGUUUGUGCUUAGGAAAAAUGGCUCUGACGAAAGACCUCAAAUUCUCCUUUUCUGUUCAUCAAGAAAGACGUUUCAUAACAGUUAACAGAGGGGACAGAGUGACUCUGACUUGUUUCUAUGAAGGAGAUGUUGCUGCGAGGUUUUACUGGUACAAGCUGACUUUGGGACAGAAACCAAAGCUUAUUUCUACUCUUUACAAGUUUGACACCAACGCCACCUUUAGUGAUGAAUUCAAGAGUGAUCGACGAUUCACAGCUGAUGCUGAAAAAGGAAAAAUCUACUUAAAGAUAACAGAUCUGGACAUAUCAGACUCUGCUACAUACUAUUGUGCAAGUAGCUAUUCAUUUAAGUUUGAAUUUGGAGAGGGCACUAUCAUCAACAUAAGAGGUUCAGAGUUGGAUAUCCCAACUUUAGUGCAGCAGUCAGCAUCUGAGACCAUCCAGCCAGGAGGCUCUGUGACUCUGAACUGUACAGUACACACUGGGACCUGUGAUGAAGAACACAGUGUUUACUGGUUCAAAGACUCUGAAGAGUCUUUCCCAAGAAUCAUUUACACUCAUGGAGGCAGGAAUGAUCAGUGUGAGAGGAAACCCAACACACAGACACACACAUGUGGGUACAACCUGCCAGUGAAUAGCCUGGAUACGUCUCAUGCUGGGACCUACUACUGUGCCGUGGCUUCAUGUGGACACAUACUGUUUGGAAACAGGACCAAGCUCGACUUUAAGGAUGAUGGGAAUGCUGUGUACUUCUUCAGUGGAGCUUUGGCAUUCACUGCAUUUCUGAAUGUUUUAAUGGCUUUCUUAUUGUAUAUGGCCCACAAAAGAAAUGGCACCAAAUGCACAGAGUCUCAUUCAAGAAUUUCCCCGCCUUCAACAAAUGCAGAGGUCAAGCAAAAUGAAGAAAACCUUCAUUAUGCAGCUUUAAGGCACCACAAGGCUGACAGACCAAGAAGACAGAGAAACAACAGCAAGGCUGAAUGUGUCUACUCAAGUAUAAAGCAGUAGAAAUCAGUGUGUGUUUUUAUGUAUUAUAGUUAUCUUGGUACAUUUUUAUACUUAUUCUUUAGCAUUUAAAGGCUUUGAAAAAAUAUACUAAGACACUGACACAAUGUAAGCAUUGCAGUUCUGUAACUUCAUGUUUAUUUUUUUCGCCAAAUAAAACACUUUUUACUGUGUGUGCUGGAAUUCAACCUUUGAAGCAUUUGUAUGAGAUGGUAUCUGUUGGAAGUUGUUGCUUUCCUGAGUGUUUUUUCUUUCUAUAACACGAU
Messenger RNA from Oreochromis niloticus (Nile tilapia), 1322 nucleotides. RefSeq names its product immunoglobulin kappa light chain-like. Lineage: Eukaryota; Metazoa; Chordata; Actinopteri; Cichliformes; Cichlidae. The coding region runs from base 10 to 1059 and encodes 349 amino acids. The transcript is spliced from 5 exons. Gene Ontology annotation, biological process: response to bacterium. The record is from RefSeq and is a predicted model, not a curated record.